This is a messenger RNA of Solea senegalensis (Senegalese sole), 3688 nucleotides long. It is a transcript of the gene npbwr2b, whose product is annotated as neuropeptides B/W receptor 2b. Gene Ontology annotation, cellular component: neuron projection; membrane. Gene Ontology annotation, biological process: neuropeptide signaling pathway. The record is from RefSeq and is a predicted model, not a curated record. The coding region runs from base 874 to 1887 and encodes 337 amino acids. The transcript has 2 exons. NCBI's taxonomy places the organism in Eukaryota, Metazoa, Chordata, Actinopteri, Pleuronectiformes, Soleidae. Gene Ontology annotation, molecular function: neuropeptide receptor activity; neuropeptide binding.
GAAAAACGGCACAUCUUCCACAGAGAUAAGACCGGAGGAGACUGACUGUGCCGAGGACGCAGAGGAGGAUUUCGUGGUGCGUCACUCGUGCGUAAAGCUAUGGCACCAUCCCCAGAACGCACAGGAAGCGCAGAGAAACACUGACCGAAACCUUAUCUUCCAUCAUGAACAUUCUCUAGGACCGGUCAGUCAGUAAAACCACGUUUUAAGUAGUCGGAAGUGGACGGAGAACGAGAGGAUGUUAUGUCUGUUUUUUCCCCGCUGACUUCAAAAACGACCAAAAGUAAAAUGAACCCUGGAGAUAAAAGUGCCAAGUGUUUUUAACAAAACUGGAACCAAACAGAAGCUACUGUGAACUGCUCAUCCGUUAAGCGAGGCAUGUUGUCUGGAGCGUUUCCAAUACAAAGACACUAAACACAUCCUCGUUUUACCGCGGAUGGACUCUCCUGGGGUGAGAUUUUCUUCUGAGACAAUCCAUGUAACACGAUUCUUAUAUUUGUACUGUCCUGAAAGGGUGGCAAAGCAUGGUAACCGUUUUAAAUGAUUGUCAUUUUUAAAUUAUUGUUUCAAAAAUUGAAGCAGCAGCAAAAUUGUAACUUGACAAUCUCAUAGACCUGCGUGUGGACAUUGGAUUGGCACCGUGGGUACUGCAAACACUGAUUUCUGCUCUGUUGUCUGCCAAUGGUCAGAGAUGUAGCUGCCCUUCAGUGGUGUAAUGGAGGAUAAUCUUAGUCUGCUUGUUGUCUGAAAAGGAAUCAAAACAUGUGUGUUUCUCCAAAAUUCCAAACAAUAAUUCCUUAAAAUUGGAAAGAAAAUGGAUUAGAGUGUCAUAGAUUCUUAGUUUGCCAAUUUCCUAUCACUGUCUUUUCAACUAUGGAGAAUGUGUCCAACUCCAGCGGUGUCCCACCAUUCUGCAACGACUCUGUGGACUUCUACUCCCUUACGUCUGGAAACCAUACUGGCCUGAACUGCACUCUUCCUCCCUCUGAGAUGUACUUCUAUGUUGACCUUUAUGUCAUUUUUCCGGUCAUCUACUCUGUAAUCUGUGCAGUGGGACUGACGGGCAACACGGCCGUCAUCUAUGUGAUCCUCAAAGCCCCAAAAAUGAAAACGGUCACCAACAUGUUCAUCCUGAACUUGGCCAUUGCAGAUGACUUGUUCACAUUGGUUCUGCCGAUCAGCAUAGCGGAGCAUUUGCUGAACGACUGGCCUUUCGGUGAGGUUUUGUGUAAGGUCAUCAUCAGCAUAGACCACUACAACAUCUUCUCCAGUAUCUAUUUUCUGACCGUGAUGAGCAUUGACCGUUACCUGGUAGUCUUGGCGACAGUAAGGUCCAAGCGCAUGCCUUACCGUACCUACCGAGCAGCCAAAAUCAUCUCAUUGUGUGUGUGGAUCCUUGUCAUACUCAUUGUUAUGCCUUUCACUGUGUUUGCUGGUGUCUUUGUGAAUGAUAAGAGAAAGCGCUGUGUCCUCAUGUUUCCCCCACCUGAGAGUUCAUGGUUCAAAGCUAGCCGGAUCUACACACUAAUCUUGGGCUUUGCCAUCCCAGUGUCAACCAUUUGUAUCUUAUACACCAUGAUGCUUUAUAAGCUGAGGAACAUGCGGCUCAACAGCAAUGCCAAGGCACUGGACAAAGCCAAGAAAAAAGUCACCAUCAUGGUGUUUAUAGUCUUGGCUGUUUGCUUGUUCUGUUGGACCCCUUUCCACCUCAGCACCAUCGUGGCUCUGACAACGGAUCUGAGAACGACGCCGCUGCUGAUCAGGAUUUCCUACUUCAUAGUAAGCCUGAGUUACGCCAACUCCUGCCUCAAUCCAUUCCUCUAUGCUUUCCUUGAUGACAGCUUCAGGAAAGCCUUCAAGAAAAUGUUGGAAUGUAGACCGGCCUGAGUGUCUGACACAGACACGUACAGUGACUUACUGAGGGAGCGCAGACAUGGAAUGCUAUGACUGCCAUUUAGCUUGGUUUGUUCAAGCUGCACUAGGCAACUUUGCACAGUUUUACAUGAUAGCAGCUAAAUAAAUAUUAAUAUAUGCUCUACGCCUAAUAUUCUGCCUGUAAACUCCACAUAACACGCUCUCUAGGGCAAAUAUGAUUGUAAUGCUUUUCGUAAACCAAAGGGAUGUCAAAACAAAAAUCAUAACGGUCUUGAAACUUCUUUUGAAAGGGAUCCAAUUUAGGGUUAUACUUGGAAUUAAUUAAUAAUUUACUGUAUAUGAGGAGAAGAAGUAAACCUUACAGCUGGAAUAUAUAUUUUACUGAAUUUGCCUAGUGCAGCUUAUGGAUGCUAUGAGAAUAUGGAAACAAUUGUAAAUUGACAACAUUUGCAACAGGAAAAGAGAAUGGCUAUGGUUUAAUACUCACAGCAGGAAAGAACACAUAUGCUGUCACUGUCACUAGAAUUUUCUGAUGAACUGGCCAUUAACUACAGGUUGAGGCCGAUUUUAAGAUGUCAGAAAAAAAGAAAACAAUCAAAUUACAAGGCAGCAAGCUGAGAUGAGCCACUGCAAACAGCUGUGACAUUCCCUGGGCUCUGAAUUCAGAGGACAGAGGAGUGUCAGCAAGGGCAGAGCAUCUGCUGUGUGAAGAAAAUCCACUUUAAAACAACAUCACUGAUUUGCAUGCCGUCAAUCAAAUCCACAUCGUGCGAAUAGUCAGGGUUGCAGGGUGACGGGAUGCAUGUUGGGACCACAGGUGUUUUGUUUUAAAUUGUUCAUCAUAUCUGUUGCAAAAAAGAAAGGAAAGAAGUGCUUUAAAAGAAACAAGUUUAAGUUGGUUGGAUAACUUAAUUAUUAUGUAAAGAUGUAUGCAAAUAUGUCAACUUUUACACUACGCUGUUAUAGGCCAAUCAGUUCCAUUUUUGUGGAGAUGUUUGAGUUCAAAUUUAAAUAUGACUGAAAAGAUUUAAGCCUAGAACAUUUCAAUUUAAUGUAUGUAUGUGUGAAGUUAAUGAAUAAAAGGAACCUUGCCAACUCUGACAACAAUACUGUAGGCCUGAUAUUGACAGGCAUGGGACAGGAGGGCUAUCUAAAAUAUUUUUAUUCUUCUCAAGUCUUUAUUUUUGUGAGCAACCUUUUGUUGCCCCCUGUUGACGACAGGGUGGCAUUACCUUAAAAAAAUGCACCCAGAGCUUAUCACAGAUUUCAACCCUGCUGAGUGGAAUGGAGAGGGGGAUGUACAUACUUAGACAUAUUUCCUCUUUUAACCUUUAUUACAACCUUAUAAGAGUUUGUUUUCCUUUUCUCCAGUGCAUCAUGUUGUAAAUAACAGCUUGCUGCUGUGAUUUAGCAAACAUGUGGUGUAUAUUAUUGCUUUGUUUGUUUUGCUCUGAGUGCAAAAACAAAGGUGUUUGGAAUGUUAAAAAAGUUUAUUAUUAUUAUUACAAUUAUCAUUAUUGUUUAACUUUAUAGAGGAAUGAACAAUCAGCCACAACAUUAAAUACAUUUACCUAUUUUAAUGCUGUGGCUGAUCAGUGUAUAUACUGUAUACAGUCACAACAAUAAAAAUGGCAACUCUGUGCUUCAUUGUCAUAGUGAUGUAUGGUCAAAUGUCCUUCAUAAGUAAAACUUGUGUCAUACAAAUGAAAAAUGAAAUACAAUUCCAGUUGGUUACUAUGAAUCAUCAUCUUUUAUGCAUUCUGUAAUAAUGAAUAAAAAUCAUGGCAUUGAUUAUAUUGUUAAUAAAUCUUUU